UCUAAUCAGGCCAACAAGUACAACAAGUACAACAACAACCAACGUAACAAAAGAAUAAGAAAAACAUUUCCUUCCCCUGUCUGAACUAGUAUCAGAUUUGAUUUGAUUUGAUUGGGUCCUACACGGUUGCAGCCGCGAAAUGCAGCUAUGCCCGGCUGGCAGGCUUGGCAGACAGCCGACGCGGUGCGGACGUUGAUCCGCGCCGCCCCACUUCACUCCUAAGAGCCAUCGUUUUCCUCUCAUCACUAUCUACGCGUGGCUGCCAACCUCAUCUAGAUAAUGACUCUACUAGCUGAACACUGUACUUCUAGGCUUGUAGAGGCACGCGUGCCUCGUGUUUUGCGUCUGCAAUACCUUCAGUCUUCCCCCAGCGCUCGGCUGUCGUCUUCGUUCCUGCGAUCCCCAUUUUGCCCAAGGAUCUGCGUCUGCUCUACAUACUGGAUGGCUUUGGUGGCUAGCUGUGGCGUGCUUAGGAUGGCCCGGAUGCUGUCUCGUCCGGACAGGUUGGCGAAGAUGCGGUUCCGGAGGUUCCUGCGCUUGCUGCAGUGGAGGAGGAUGUGGGCGACGGUCUGUCGUCUCGCUCCGCAGUCGCAGCGCGGGCUGCUGACGUCUGGCACUCUUCGGGCGAAGAGGAAGUCGUUGAAGCCGAUCUUCUCAGUCCGUAGCUGCACCAGCAGCGCGCUCUCUCGCUUGGUAAGCCCCUCGUGGAGCCGGAGUACCUUUUUGGUGGGCGUGAACUAGUAUCAGGCCACCCGUGCUGGAGAUGAUCCUACCAGAUGCUCCUCUACACUACAGACGUCAAAACUGUGAAAACAUAAAAAACUAGU
Didymella exigua CBS 183.55 is the source of this 827-nucleotide messenger RNA. RefSeq lists its product as uncharacterized. Bases 280 to 741 code for a protein of 153 amino acids. The record is from RefSeq and is a predicted model, not a curated record. Lineage: Eukaryota; Fungi; Ascomycota; Dothideomycetes; Pleosporales; Didymellaceae. The transcript has a single exon.